Molecule: messenger RNA, 759 nt
Organism: Eupeodes corollae
Lineage: Eukaryota; Metazoa; Arthropoda; Insecta; Diptera; Syrphidae
Product: putative nuclease HARBI1
Exons: 2
Coding region: 1-759 (252 amino acids)
Source: RefSeq, a predicted model, not a curated record
AUGAGGAGGGAAGAUUGUGGUUGCUAUACUUUACUCACGAAAGAACUUUUAGUUGAAGACAAAAAUGCUUUUAAACAGUACUUACGAAUGGAUGAUCAUUGCCUCCAGGAACUAAUAAACUACGUAAAGGUUGAUCUUACAAAAAAGGACACAGUGAUGAGAAAUUCGAUUUCAGUACCAGAAAAGGUUGCUCUUGUUCUCAGAUUCUUGGCCUCCGGUGAAUCUUUUAGGAGCCUUGAAUACCAAAGUAGGCUUUCGGAAUCAAUUAUAUUUAUUACAGUUCCUGAAGUGUGUGAAGCCAUUUAUAAAAAACUUGGACCAGAAUAUCUGAAGUUUCCAAGUUGCAACGAAGAAUGGAUAAAUAUUGCUAAAGGUUUCGAAUUUCGAUGGCAGUUUCCACAUAGCCUAGGUGCUAUAGAUGGCAAGCAUGUAGCUUUCCGCGCAUCAAGGGGCCAUGGGGCCAUCUAUUACAACUACAAAGGAUUCAAUAGCAUAAUUUUACUGGCGAUGUGUAAGGCAGAUUACACGUUCACAUAUAUUAACUUUGGUUUGAAUGGAGGCUGCCAUGAUGCCGGAGAUUUGAGUCAAAGCGAUCUGAAUCAAAUUCUUUACAAUGACGAUUCUCUUUCGAAGGAUGAAGUCAUUGGCAAUGAGCUAAAUCUUCCCUAUGUUGUCAUUGGAGACGACGCAUUUCCAUUGACAAAACAGAUUUUGAAGCCUUUUCCAUACCUCGUCUUAGCCAUGCCAGACAGACAAUAG